CCCGCGGCCGGGCAAGCUCUGCGCGCAGACACGCUUCCAGACAAUGCUCCAAGGCGCCCGGCGGGGCAGCGGACGGCUAGGCCACCGACGGCGAGGCUGCGGGAGUGCAGCCCCGAGGGAGCUGAUCUGGAACCCAUCCCUGCCUCCUGCAAGACCACCUCAGAGAGCCGGGCCCAAGAUGAACUCGCACCCUAUCAGCUCACAGUGCUCCAGACCGUUCGACUGAACCCCGAGAGCCCAAAAAUGUCUGCGUGCAGUGACUUUGUGGAGCACAUCUGGAAACCUGGAUCUUGCAAGAACUGCUUCUGCUUGCGGAGUGAUCACCAGCUAUCAGCUGGCCGCCCCAAGGCCAGAGCAAGCAGCCUACCCACUGUCACCCGCCUGCCUGCCAGGCCCGAGAACUGCCGCCUGGAAGAUGAAGGUGUGAAUGGCUUGGCCUACUCAAAGCCCACUAUUGCUGUGAAGCCCACCAUGAUGAGUUCUGAGACUUCUGACUUGUGGACUGAGGCCGGCCUGGGUGCUGAAGUCCCAAAGGUCAGCUGGAGACGAGCCCCGGGCAAGCUCCCGCUUCAGAAACAGGAAGAUGGGCCAAUAGUUUACCUGGGCAGCUUCAGAGGAAUGCAGAAGUCUGCGGGCCCCCUUGCCUGCACAGAUGGAAACUCUCGUUGCCCCCCAACCUAUACUAUGGUCGGACUGCACAACCUAGAGCCCCGAGUGGAUCGGAACACUGCCUUCCAACCAGUGAGCUUCCAGGAGGAGAAGGCUGGGAGGCCAGAGCUGCCUUCGGCUCAGGAGAGCUUCCGCCAGAAGCUAGCUGCCUUUGCAGGGAUGACAUCCAGCUGUCCCAAGGGCCCCAGGCCCUGCCCUUCUCCACAGCCCCAGCGGGAGUCUCUGCCCUCAGAGGACGACAGUGACCAAAGGUGCUCGCCCUCAGGAGACAGCGAAGGUGGAGAGUACUGCUCCAUUCUGGACUGUUGUCCAGAACCCAAGGAUGCUGUGCACAGCACCGAGGGCUCUGGCAGGCGGCCAGGGGACUGCUCGCCCACCUGCUGGGAGCAGGGAACGUGUGCGAGACCAACAGAAGAGGAAAAGCGGGUUCUGAGCUUCCCCAGAGAGUGCUGUGGCCAGGGAUCCACAGCCAGCCCACCCCGCCUGGGCCCCAAGAAGCCAUCCCUUAACUCAGAGGCUGCCGGCUCCUCAGACGGCCUGUCCUGCGGCAGUGGCAGCAGCGGCGCCAGCAGCCCCUUUGCUCCCCACCUUGAAAAUGACUACUGCUCUCUUGUGAAGGAACCGGCCCUGGGGAAGCAGCAGGACCCCAGUUGCUACGUAGUCACCUCUGGCAAAUGUGUGGGCCAAGCCUCGGAACUCCAGCCCCCUACCCUUUCCAGGGAGACUGUGCAGCCCGAACCCAUCUAUGCUGAAAGUACGAAGAGGAAGAAGGCAGUUCCGGUGCCUGCGAGGCCCGAGACCAAGGCGGAGCAGGUCACAGCCAGCCACAGCCAGGGCCAAGGAUGCACAAGUGAUUCCCGGGUGCAGAAGGCAUUUUCUGGAUGGAGCCAGGACAGGGAAGGCCCAAACAUGGCUCCUCAGGUGGCAACCACCAUUACCGUCAUUGCUGCCCAUCCAGAAGAGGAUCACAGGACUAUCUAUCUGAGCAGCCCUGACUCUGCAGUGGGGGUCCAGUGGCCACGUGGGCCUUCGAACCAGGACUCACAGGCUGGUGAAGAGGAGCCGUUGGCUGUGCAGGGCCUAAGUUCAAGGGAGGGCCAUUCACAUAAUGUGACUGAAAACACGCCCAAAGAGAAGCCUGCCAUUCCCCCCAAGUUGUCCAAAAGCAGCCCUGGGGGGUCCCCAGUGUCACCAGCAGCCUCCCCUCUGGCUGACCUCAGCGAUGGGAACACUGGCAGCGGCAGCGCUGGACCCCAGCUUUCAUGUAGAGUCCCUACCAACCUACCUUCUUCCUGCCAGACCAAUGGUGUUGUCCCCAGUGAUCCUGCCAAGUGUCCCCCACCAGCCACCUCCUCUUCAGCCUUGGACCAGAGGCGGCCAAGAUACCAGACUGGUGCCUGGAGCCGCCAGUGCAGAAUAGAGGAAGAGGAGGAGGUUGGGCAGGAGUUGUUGAGUCAGAGUUGGGGAAGAGAAGUGGAAAACAGUAGCGCCGACCAUUCAAACUCCUCUACCUGGCACCGUCUGCCUCCCAGUGAUGGCUCGUCUGGGCAGAACAGCAAAACCAGCACUGGGAUGAGCAAAUCGGCUUCCUUUGCUUUUGAGUUCCCCAAGGACCGAGGCAGGAUGGAGGCCUUCUCCCCUCCUCCCCCACCUCCAAAGUCAAGGCACCUGUUAAAAAUGAACAAGAGCAGCUCUGACUUGGAAAAAGUGAGCCAGAGUUCUGCAGAAAGCCUCAGCCCGUCCUUCAGAGCAGCCCACGUCAGCUUCACCACGGGCUCCACAGACAGCCUUGCCUCAGACUCCAGGACCUGCAGCGAUGGAGGUCCACCAUAUGAACCCGCCCACUCACCCACCAUCAGCAGAAAAAAACUCUUUGCUCCAGUCCCUUUCCCAUCAGGCUCCACCGAGGAUGUGUCUCCCAGUGGUCCUGCGCAGCCACCUCCUCUACCCCAGAAAAAGAUAGUGAGCCGUGCGGCUUCUUCCCCUGAUGGCUUCUUCUGGACCCAAGGUUCCCCUAAGCCACGGACAGCAAGUCCCAAGCUGAACCUAAGCCACUCAGAAACCAAUGUCUGUGCCCACGACGAGCCUCCUUUUAGCUAUUCCUUGAACCCUGGGAACCAUUCCCAUCAUGCUUUCUCCUCAUCUGAACCUUUGGAGAAAGCUUUCAAAGGCAGUGCCCCCUGGGCUCCCGCUGUGGGCCUGGCAGGCAGCAAAGGUGGCUGUGGGAGCCCUGGUCUUCAGUGCAGGGCGGCCACCUCCACCUCAUCUUCCCAGCUCAGCGUAUCCAGCCAGGCCUCCUCCGGCAGCACCCAGCUACAGCUUCACAGCCUUCUGAGUAGCAUUAGCAGCAAGGAGGGCACCUAUGCCAAGCUUGGGGGCCUCUACACCCAGUCCCUGGCCCGCCUAGUGACCAAGUGUGAAGACCUCUUCAUGGGUGGCCAGAAAAAGGAACUGCGCUUCAACGAGAAUAACUGGUCACUCUUCAAGCUGACGUGCAACAAGCCUUGUUGUGACUCAGGGGAUGCGAUUUACUACUGUGCCACCUGCUCCGAGGACCCUGGCAGCACCUAUGCUGUGAAAAUCUGCAAAACCCCGGAACCCAAGUCAUCCUCCUACUGCAGCCCGUCUGUGCCAGUGCACUUCAACAUCCAGCAAGACUGCGGCCACUUUGUGGCCUCUGUGCCCUCCAGCAUGCUCGCCUCCCCCGACACAUCCAGCAAGGACCCCGUGCCUGCCGCCCCCUCCCAACCCCCAGCCCAGGAGCAGGACUGUGUGGUGGUCAUCACCCGGGAGGUGCCUCACCAGACGGCCUCCGACUUCGUGAGGGACUCCACGGCCAGCCACCGGUCAGAGCCUGAGGUUUACGAGCGCCGGGUGUGCUUCCUGCUUCUACAGCUCUGCAACGGGCUGGAGCACCUCAAAGAGCACGGUAUCAUCCACCGCGACCUGUGUCUGGAGAACCUGCUACUGGCGCACUGCAACCCUCAGGGCUCCCCGGGGGCCUCCUCCUCUCCCGCCGCGCCCACCACCACAACCACCACCACCACCACCACCACCACCACCACCACCUCCCGGUGCCCUUCUGCCACGCCCACAGCCGCCGCCGCCGCCUGCCAAGGAGGGUCCAGUGAGAAGCACCUGCCCCGGCUCAUCAUCAGCAACUUCCUGAAGGCCAAGCAGAAGCCAGGCGGCACCCCCAACCUGCAGCAGAAGAAGAGCCAGGCCAGGCUGGCCCCCGAGAUCGUGUCUGCCUCCCAGUACCGCAAGUUUGAUGAGUUCCAGGCCGGCAUCCUCAUCUAUGAGCUGCUCCACCAGCCCAACCCGUUCGAGGUGCGAGCCCAGCUGCGGGAACGCGAUUACCGGCGGGAGGACCUACCCCCGCUGCCCACGCUGUCCCUCUACUCUCCCGGCCUGCAGCAGCUGGCCCACCUGUUGCUCGAGGCCGACCCCAUCAAGCGCAUCCGCAUAAGCGAGGCGAAGCGGGUGCUGCAGUGCCUGCUGUGGGGGCCGCGGCGGGAGCUGGUGGAGCAGCCUUGCGCCUCCGAGGAGGUGCUGUGUGGCACUCUGCACAACUGGAUCGACAUGAAGCGGGCCCUGAUGAUGAUGAAGUUUGCCGAGAAGGCGGUAGACCGAAGGCGGGGUGUGGAGCUGGAGGACUGGCUCUGCUGCCAGUACCUGGCCUCGGCAGAGCCGGGGGCCCUCUUGCAGACCCUGAAGCUCCUGCAACUCCUCUGAGCCUCCAGCCAGACAGUUCCGCCGCCGCCUGCCACGCCCACCCUAUACCCUUGGCUUGCCUGCAUCCGGGUUCCCCUGGGAAAUGGUACAAAUGACUGUCAUCGUUGGAUGUAAUAUUUUUAUAUAUACAUAUAUAAUAUAAAUAUGAAAGACUGAAGGUGUCCUUUCACACACGCCAGCCCCCUCUCCUCACACAGCCCCCGUCCCUCCACCGCCCCCGGCCCUGUAAUUAUGUACAAUUCAAGCUUCCUGCAAGGUCCUGAAGACAGUUCGACGGACAGAACAAAGCUUGGACUUCUGCCUCGCUACCCUGUUAUGAAGUCUCCUCGCCCUUUUGUCAAACUGUUAUUUAAAAACAAAAACAAAAACAACCUCCACAAUAAAAAGCAAAAUGUCUUA
Messenger RNA from Psammomys obesus (fat sand rat), 4803 nucleotides. It is a transcript of the gene Prag1, whose product is annotated as PEAK1 related, kinase-activating pseudokinase 1. The transcript is spliced from 6 exons. Gene Ontology annotation, biological process: protein phosphorylation. Gene Ontology annotation, molecular function: protein kinase activity; ATP binding. NCBI's taxonomy places the organism in Eukaryota, Metazoa, Chordata, Mammalia, Rodentia, Muridae. The record is from RefSeq and is a predicted model, not a curated record. The coding region runs from base 244 to 4404 and encodes 1386 amino acids.